Messenger RNA from Parasteatoda tepidariorum (common house spider), 1203 nucleotides. Its product is annotated as mitochondrial ribonuclease P protein 1 homolog. Lineage: Eukaryota; Metazoa; Arthropoda; Arachnida; Araneae; Theridiidae. Gene Ontology annotation, biological process: mitochondrial tRNA 5'-end processing; positive regulation of mitochondrial translation. Gene Ontology annotation, molecular function: tRNA binding. The record is from RefSeq and is a predicted model, not a curated record. Gene Ontology annotation, cellular component: nucleus; mitochondrion; nucleoplasm.
UAUAAACAAACAAAGUGCGAUUUAUGAAACUUCAGUUUUAUAUUUCAUCAGCGAUUUACCGUAAUAAAAAAUAAAUUAUCAAUUAAUGAACUAACUAAGAAAUUCAUCAUGAGUAAAUUGUGUCAAAAUUUUCUGCGCAUUGUUUCAAUAUCCAAACGAAAUUUAAAACUACACGCUUCUCUCCCGAUCUUUUAUUUCCACGUUAGCAAAACCUCACCUAAACUUUCCUCUAGUCUAAACCAUUUACGUUUUUAUCGUACAACACCAGUUUUUUAUUCAUCUUCCCUGAAAGAAGAAAAAGAUAACGAAAGCUCUGAUGAAAAGCAACACGAUGAAUCGGAGGAUAAGGUCAUAAAAUACGCCGAACUCAACACCGAUGUCGAAUCUAAGAAGAAAAUCCUUCUUAUAUUAAUGGAACACGAAGUUGCUAAACUAGAAGGACGUAAAGUUCCUUCAAAAAUAUCAGUAGAAGACAUGAGAGAACUCCUGAACAUGUAUUCGUUUUCAUCUAGAGUUAAGUAUAUGGGUUUUUUGUAUGAAAGAGAAGCUAGAAAAAAGUAUGACAUCUCAAAAAGAGAAAGGAAAAAGAAAGAAAGGGAAGAGUGGUUGAUCGAAAAAGAAACGAUCGUACCUCCUGAGCAUAUACAAUAUGGAAUCGGGCACAACACGAUGAUUGUGCGAGUCAGGCGUAAAAGUUUCAUGCAUUUCUAUAAUCAGCGACUUUCAAAUGCAGUUGUGCAUGGACAAAAGUUUAUUGUAGAUAUGGAUUAUGAUUGCUUCAUGCGCAAAAUGGAUUGUAACAAUUGUGGGGAGCAACUCCUUGAACUGUAUGGGGUUAACCGUAGAAACCCAUAUCCGUAUGACUUGUUUUUCUGUAAUGUUGAUCAUAACAGCUCUACUAUGUCUGCAUUCAGCAGAUACAUGCCUAAUUUGUAUGCUCCUGAUAACUUCAUCACUUUAACUGAUUUGAGUUAUACUGAUAUUUUUCCUAAGGAAAAGUUGGUUUAUAUUACGCCUUAUGCCAAGGAACCAAUGAAAACUUAUGAUCACAAUGCCGUGUACAUCAUUGGUGGUCUGGUAGAUAAAUGCAUUAAAGAACCUGUAGUUCUGGCUAAGGCUAAAAGAGAACAAAUUAAAGCUGUGCAUCUACCAUAUGAUGAAUAUUUAAUGUGGGGUAGAGGAAACAAGANUUUUAGGAAAUAA